Messenger RNA from Rhizoctonia solani, 1527 nucleotides. RefSeq lists its product as uncharacterized. Gene Ontology annotation, cellular component: actin cortical patch. Bases 1 to 1527 code for a protein of 508 amino acids. The record is from RefSeq and is a predicted model, not a curated record. The transcript has 10 exons. Gene Ontology annotation, molecular function: ubiquitin binding; phosphatidylinositol binding. NCBI's taxonomy places the organism in Eukaryota, Fungi, Basidiomycota, Agaricomycetes, Cantharellales, Ceratobasidiaceae. Gene Ontology annotation, biological process: endocytosis; actin filament organization; actin cortical patch localization.
AUGGCUACAUCUACUCUAGGUCUUGCUAAGCAUGCGCUUAGCACAUUAACUGGGGAGAAACCACACUCAUCCAUUACCGAUUGGAUAGAGCUAUUGUCGAGAGAGCAGUACAAAGAGGACGACUAUGACGGGAUCCCUGAAUUGGUCGAAUCAGUCAAUCUACAAUCAGGAGGUGCGGUGGAGGCGUCCAGGGCCAUUCGAAAGAAACUCAAGUAUGGGAAUGUCCAUCGUCAACUCCGUGCAUUGACGAUGUUGAAGGCUUUGGUCGAAAACUGCGGUCCUAAAUUCCAGUCGACCUUCGCAAAUGACCAGCUGGUUGAUCGAAUCAAAUUGAUGUCUCAGGAUCCUAUGACCGACGAGCAUGUGAAACGCAAACUAAUGUCCGUUUUGGCAAGCUGGCAUCGACAAUUCAAGGAUGAUCCGAAGAUGCACACAGUAUCAAAUUUAUAUAUCCAAUGCGGCGGUGGCAAAAAGCCAGUACCAAGCCAAACUCCUACGUCCCCUCGCCCACAUGCAGAAACUUUGUACGAGCAACACCAGCGAAAGGCUGAAGAAGAAGCACGUGCUCGCGCUGAGCGAAAGAUGAAAGAGCGGGAGGCGAAGGAAGAAGAAAAGCGAAAGCUUAAGGAAGAAAAGCUAGCUGCCAAGGAGCGGGAGCGGAAGGCACGCUCGCAGCCCGCACGUAGGCCGUUUGUUUAUGAAGCAGAGAAACCAAAGAUUCUGCAAACUAUCGCGGAGGCCUCGCAGGCAUCUACUAAUCUUGUUAACGCUGUGAAGCGCGUCAACCGCGAGCAGGAAUCCGUCACUACCAAUGCCGAUGUCCAAGAGUGCCUGGUGACUGCCAAGACGGUUCGAAAGCAAUUGAUCCGUUAUAUUCAACUUGCGAUCCAGAAAGAAGAAAUCAUUGGUACAUUACUGGACACAAAUGAACGCAUCAUUGCUGCGAUCCAGUUGUAUGACAAGAUGUCUAAAUCCCCCGAUCAAGAUUCCGACGAAGAAAUCCGACAAACUCUGGCCUCGACCGCCAUGGGGGAUAAACCCCAAACCGGGACGACACCAGGGGAUGACCGAGACACGGAACUUGAGAAAUUACAACUUAGACAGCGAGCCCGUAUUCAGCGGGAGAUCAGUCGGUCGUCGCUUCGAUCCAGUCUCACAGCCGGAGCGGUUGGGGCCGGAGCCGGAGCAGCCGGAGCAACUGCCCUGCAUCCCGAUUUGCAAGAUCUCGCGUGGGGCGGGGCCAGUUCUUCCAACCUGCAACCUCCUCUUCAGCCCGGUGGCCAAGAUGCAACUACUGAAGCAUAUACGAACCGAGGCUCUCUCUCCGAUUUCAGUGACUACGAUUCAUCCGACGAGGAAACGCAUCGUAAUGCUGCGGCUGGGUCUUCAUAUAACUAUCGAGAAGCGACGUCCGCGCCCCUUAGUUCUCAGCAGGCCGAUGACGACGAGGAUCCUUUUGCAGAUCCUUUUGCAGAUUCAAAUGGUGUGGGGACGCCUGGAAUACCGGAGAGGCGAAUGCAGUGGUAA